GUUUAGACAUUAUUACACUUCCCUCGAAAAGACAUAUCCUCUCCCUAGGUUCUUCCUUCCUGUCCUUCAUCGGACUUUAGCCUAGCACUACUCUAAGGUACUAGGAGGGCAAGUCCUUUUGUACCGGCACUGUAUACUUUGUCAUCUCGGCAUGCAAAACUCUCCUCAAGAAGAUUGUAGCAUGGAGAGAGCAAACACAUCCUUAGCGAGAACCAAAUCAGAACAAUUGGCUGAGACAGUGGAGGCAGCGUUUAAAUCUCCCAUGAACAACGAUGGGGUUUCCGAAGGCGGCAGCGGCGGGACACUCUCAGGUAAGUCCAGCAAGAGGCUAACGACGGCAGCCUCACCGGGACGUACCACUUCGGGUGGUAACAAAAAUACACACAUUAGGAAGUCAAGGAGUGCACAGAUGAAGUUUGAAUUGGAUGACGUCAACAGUGGAGCAGCUCUAAGCCGGGCCUCUAGUGCCAGCCUGGGCUUCUCUUUCUCCUUCACUGGCUUCAACAUGCCACCUGAUGAAAUAGCUGACUCCAUGCCGUUUAGUGAUGAUGAUAUACCGGAGGAUCUUGAAGCCGGAAUGCGUAAGCAGAAAUUUCAAACUGAACCCUCCUUGCCAAUUUACCUGAAGUUCAGAGAUGUUACAUACAAGGUGAUCAUCAAAGGAAUGACCUCAACCGAGGAAAAGGAUAUCUUGAAUGGGAUCAGUGGUUCGGUGGAUCCAGGGGAAGUUUUGGCUCUUAUGGGACCUUCAGGAAGUGGAAAAACAACACUUCUGAAUCUGCUUGGCGGCAGGUUAAAUCAGCCCACUGUCGGUGGUUCAAUCACUUACAAUGACGGACCAUACUCCAAGUUCUUAAAAAGUAGGAUAGGAUUCGUGACACAAGACGACAUUCUGUUUCCUCACCUUACAGUGAAAGAAACAUUGACAUAUGCAGCCCUCCUUCGAUUGCCAAAGACAUUGACAAAACAACAGAAGCAAAAACGAGCCAUGGACGUCAUCUAUGAGCUAGGCUUAGAGAGGUGCCAAGACACCGUGAUUGGUGGCUCAUUUGUGCGUGGAGUGUCAGGUGGGGAGAGGAAAAGAGUUUGCAUUGGCAAUGAGAUUAUAAUCAACCCUUCAAUCUUGUUUCUUGAUGAACCAACCUCGGGCUUGGAUUCUACAACUGCUUUAAAGACAGUGCAGCUGUUACAAGAUAUGGCAGAGGGUGGGAAAACAGUGGUGACAACUAUCCACCAGCCAUCUAGUAGACUCUUCCACAAAUUUGACAAGUUGAUUCUUCUUGGGAAAGGGAGUUUGCUUUAUUUUGGAAAAUCAUCAGAAGCAAUGCUGUACUUCUCAUCUAUAGGUUGCAACCCGCUUAUUGCCAUGAACCCUGCAGAGUUCUUGCUAGACCUUGCAAAUGGCAAUAUAAAUGAUGUUUCUGUCCCAUCUGAAUUGGACGAUAAAGUGCAAAUAGUGAAUUCAGAUGCAGGAAAAAGAAACGGGAAGCCUUCUCCUGCAGUUGUUCAUGAGUACCUCGUGGAGGCCUAUGAGACACGAGUUGCGGUCAAAGAGAAGAAGAAACUAAUGGUUCCUAUACCCCUUGAUGAAGAAGUGAAGGCAAAAGUGUCUUCUCUGAAACGACAAUGGGGGGCAAGCUGGUGGCAACAAUAUACCAUUUUGUUCUGCAGGGGAAUCAAAGAAAGGCGGCACGACUAUUUUAGCUGGUUGAGAAUCACCCAAGUUCUCUCUACUGCAAUUAUCUUGGGAUUACUAUGGUGGAAUUCAGAUACUAAUAGCCUCAAAGGUCUUCAAGAUCAGGCAGGGCUGCUGUUCUUCAUUGCGGUUUUCUGGGGAUUUUUUCCUGUAUUCACAGCAAUCUUCACAUUUCCCCAAGAAAGAGCCAUGUUGAGUAAAGAACGGGCAGCUGACAUGUACAGACUAAGUGCAUAUUUCUUGGCAAGGACUACAAGCGACCUUCCACUUGAUCUAGUACUACCAGUACUUUUCCUUCUCGUCGUCUACUUCAUGGCAGGCUUGCGAAUGAGUGCUGCUCCAUUUUUCCUAACCAUGCUCACGGUUUUUCUCAGCAUUAUUGCUGCUCAGGGACUCGGACUAGCUAUUGGGGCUACCCUGAUGGACUUAAAGAGGGCCACAACUCUAGCUUCAGUUACUGUGAUGACCUUCAUGCUGGCUGGAGGGUAUUUUGUAAAGAUUCGCACCACAUGACACAUAUUGCUGACAUUGAUUGACCGAUAGAAAAGGACUACUCAAUAACGUCUACAAUCAAUAUUGAAGUUUCAGAGCAUGUCAUCUAGAGUGGAGUUCAUUACUUCACUAAUUGAUAACUCUCUCCCAGAAUUAGUAUUGAUUCAACUUUUUCUCACCUAAACGCAAAGAAUGGUCACAAAUGGUCUUCGAUUUUGCAGAGAGUUCCAGUAUUUGUAUCUUGGAUCCGCUAUCUGUCUUUCAACUACCACACCUAUAAGCUUCUCCUCAAGGUUCAAUAUAAACACAUGACACCAGUUUUAAAUGGAAUGAGAAUAGACAGUGGCUUGACGGAAGUUAGUGCCCUGGUGGCAAUGGUUUUUGGCUACCGUCUCUUGGCUUAUAUUUCCUUGCGGAGAAUGAAGCUUUGUGCGCAGUAAGCAAUAUUAUUCAGUGCGCAUUAUCGACAGUUAACUUCCACGUUUGACUUCAAAGAUCUAUUCCAAGAAAACUUGGGUUCCACGGAUCAGAGAAAGGGAUAUAAGCAAGUUAUCAUAUUUCAGCUCCAUGAAGAUUUUUGGAUGGAAAAAGCCUCAACGACGAUAUUUAUGCAGUAUCUUAGGCAUGUAAGUUGAUUUUUCCGCGAGGAGAAUUCCUAGAAAUGCAAUCACGUUAUAAGAAGCUCGCACUCACAAGCUCGUAUCUUUUAUAUUAAAAUGGAGUGAUGUAAUAAUAAUUGUCAGACAUACCUACCUAUGACUAAUGCAUAUCUAUUGGAAUUAGCGACUUCUAAAA
Messenger RNA from Populus trichocarpa (black cottonwood), 2983 nucleotides. RefSeq names its product ABC transporter G family member 22. The record is from RefSeq and is a predicted model, not a curated record. Gene Ontology annotation, molecular function: ATP binding; ATP hydrolysis activity; ABC-type transporter activity. The coding region runs from base 152 to 2209 and encodes 685 amino acids. The transcript is spliced from 11 exons. NCBI's taxonomy places the organism in Eukaryota, Viridiplantae, Streptophyta, Magnoliopsida, Malpighiales, Salicaceae. Gene Ontology annotation, cellular component: membrane.